Hypanus sabinus (Atlantic stingray) is the source of this 2889-nucleotide messenger RNA. Its product is annotated as UDP-glucuronosyltransferase 1A1-like. The record is from RefSeq and is a predicted model, not a curated record. Lineage: Eukaryota; Metazoa; Chordata; Chondrichthyes; Myliobatiformes; Dasyatidae. The transcript is spliced from 5 exons. Gene Ontology annotation, molecular function: UDP-glycosyltransferase activity. Bases 67 to 1647 code for a protein of 526 amino acids.
UUGGGUGGUAUUUAAGUAGAAAGGGCUCCUCUCACUCCGCCACUGAGUUUUGAGUUGCCUCCCAGGAUGGCUUGGAUUUAUCGUGACAUUGGACAGCUUGUGUGGUUCCUGCUUUGCUUGCAAUGGUCUUGCAUCUGGGUUGAGAGUGGGAAGCUGCUGGUUGUCCCUUUCGACGGGAGUCAUUGGCUCAGUUUGCAGACUACACUGAAGGAGCUUCAUGGAAGAGGACAUCAAAUUGUUGUCGUCUACCCUGAAAACACUCUGAUGAUUAAAGCAUCCCAUUUCUACACCAGCAAGACUUAUUUUGUUCCCUUCAGCAAAGAAGAUGUGGUGAAAACACAUAGAGAUCUGAUACAGAUGGCCCUUUACAAUGGGACCUUUUAUGAAAGAGUUAGGAGUUCUUUGGAACAUUUGGUGAGUUACAGGGAUUAUGUCCUGACUAACUGUAAAUAUUUAUUGUUUAGUGCAGAGCUGAUGCAGGAAUUGAUGGAAGCAAAAUUUGAUGCCCUACUGACAGACCCCUUUUCACCUUGUGGUGUAAUUGUUGCCGACUACCUCUCCCUUCCAACGGUGAACCUACUGCGAUGGAUUCCUUGUGGUUUGGAAUACUCAGCCACUAAAUGUCCCAGACCACUCUCGUAUGUGCCCAGGUUUUUCACCAACAACUCCGAUCGAAUGACCUUUCUCCAAAGGGUAAAAAACUUCCUGGCCAGUCUCUGCGAACCGUGGCUAUGCCAUUUUCUAUAUUCACCAUUUGAAGAUUUGGCCAUUAGUUUCCUCCAGAGAGAUGUGACCUUGGUCCAGCUACUGAGUCAGUCUUCCAUCUGGCUGCUGCGGUACGACUUCAUCCUGGAGUACCCCAGACCCCUGAUGCCAAACAUGAUCCUUGUUGGAGGCAUGAAUUGCAAGGAGAGGAAACCUUUGCCCCAGGACCUGGAAGACUUUUUGAACAGUUCUGGAGAACAUGGUGUUGUGAUCUUCUCCCUAGGGUCAUUGAUUUCUAACAUGCCAAUCUCAACAGCCAACAUGAUUGCAGAAGCAUUUGGUCAAAUUCCUCAGAAGGUGGUGUGGAGGUACAGUGGAGAAAGGCCCUCGAAGCUGGCAGCCAACACCAAGCUCCUGGAAUGGCUGCCGCAGAAUGACUUACUGGCACAUCCCAAAACGCGAGCUUUCCUGACUCACGGAGGGACACAUGGAAUCUAUGAGGCGAUCUGUGCUGCUGUACCGAUGGUUAUCAUUCCUCUGUUUGGAGACCAGCAGGAUAACAUGCAGCAAAUGAUACAUCAAGGGGCAGGGAUUGGUUUGUCUUUGCAAAAUAUGAACUCCCAAGAUCUCGUGGAAGCACUUAAAAAUGUUAUCAAUGAUACCAAAUACAAGGAAAACAUGAUGAAGCUGUCUUCGCUGCACCAGGAUCGCCCGUUGAACCCACUGGAGCUCUCUGUCUAUUGGGUUGAGUUUGUAAUGAGGCAUGGAAGUGCCAAACAUUUGCAGACUGCAGCUCAUGAUCUGAAUUGGAUCCAGUUCUAUUGUUUGGAUGUCAUCGGCACCUUUCUUGCUGUGACCUUAUUAUUUGUCUACCUAGUCAUCAAGUGCUGCUUAGUCUGUCUACGCAAAGUGAAGGGCCACAGAAAGAAUAAACUUGACUGAAGAACCUUCUAGGAUGAGGCUUCUCCAUGUCAUCUGAUUGUCUGAAGCCCAAAACCUUCCUCCACUAUCAUAAGGCCGACUCAAAUCAUAAUUUUUACAUUCCACCCCUUUCCAUUUGUAACUCUACUUUCAACAUCCAAGUUCUACUUUGCCUUAUGCCACUUCCCCCCAUUCUCUAGUCUUUCCUUUAGUCUCCCUUUUCUGCCAACUUUUGGAGGCCCUCCUGAAUAUCUUCUAACAGCUCAGUGAGGACUGUUGUUUAUAACUGCUGCUGUGAAGCUCCUUUAGAUGUUUCAUAUUGUUUGAAAUGCUGGUGAAAAACAAAAUGCUGCUAUAAGACCACAAGACAUAGAGCAGAAUUAAUUUGUCCGGCCCAUGAAGUCUACUCCACCAUCCAUUCAUGGCUGAUUUACUUUCCCUCUUAUCCCUAUUCUCCUGCUUUCCUCUGUAAGCUUUGAUGCUCAUACUAAUCAACCUCCACUUUAAAUAUAUCCAAUAACUUGGCCUCCAUAGUUGUCAAUGGCAAUAAGUAGAUUGUGAUUAUAGUAGGGAACUUCCCAGACUAAUGAGUUCUGUUCCCAAUGGAGAUUCUUAUUUCAGGCAUGAAUGUAAUCCCAACAAGAAGUCAGCAGCAAAGUGCUCCAACACAAUGUAUUUCCCCAAAGUAUUCUGGGAAGAAUAAACAAUAUUCUCCAUUUCUCAGUCCGCGACAACACCACAACCCCCACAUCGCCCUUGCAAUAAGCAAUACAGUUCUGGUAAUUUUUAACAAUUUGCCUUAUCUGCUUAAUAGAUUUUUAUGUUUGAUGCACAAGGACACUCAGAUCCCUUUGCAUCGCAGAGCUCCGCAAUCCAUCGCCAUUUAAAUGAUAGGCAUUUUUGAAAAAUAAAAUCUGUCAAACUGGACAGAUACACCUUUUCUUGCAUUGUAUACCUUUUGCAAUAUCACUGUCCACUCAAUUAAUCUGUCUCUAUCCUCUUCUAGCUUCAGGUGAAUUCAAAGCAAUCUUGUGCAAUCUUUAAUGAAAUGAUUCAAAUUACUUGAUUAGUUUAUAGCUUUAUAGACAACAAUGUCUGUUUUACUGCUAAGUUUUCUACAGGUAAUUGUAAUCUUGAUUCUAGGUUUAAAAAUACCAAACACAAUUGGGUGAAGUUUCUCAGAGAAUGUAAGCAACAGGUAAUUUUUAACCUAGAGUGAGUUGUGGAAUAUUACAUCAUAAUAAAGAGUACUGUAUAUGUUCA